Messenger RNA from Oenanthe melanoleuca, 2301 nucleotides. RefSeq names its product oncoprotein induced transcript 3 (gene OIT3). The transcript is spliced from 9 exons. The coding region runs from base 205 to 1854 and encodes 549 amino acids. Lineage: Eukaryota; Metazoa; Chordata; Aves; Passeriformes; Muscicapidae. The record is from RefSeq and is a predicted model, not a curated record. Gene Ontology annotation, molecular function: calcium ion binding.
CUCUGGGGAGGUCAAGGCUGGAGCUGUAGCCCACGUCCCUUCAGCUUCUUCCUCUGAUAAACUUCCAGCACAGCAAUCACACUUGCUCUUCUGGAAGCCUGGAGUCAGAAGCUCCACUGAGAGGAAGGCUGCAAGAGCCACAGCCUGCAUCAGGACUUUCAAGCCUCUGUCCCUUGAGUGGUGGCUCUUCCUUGGCUCAUUGGGAUGUUCCAGUUCUUGUUUUUCUUUGUUGUUCAGCUCCAGCCAGUGUCAUCGAUGGCCCUGGACCCCUGCUCUGCCUACAUCAGCCUGAACGAGCCGUGGCGGAACACGGAGCACCGCAUCAACGGCACGCACGGGCAGCCGGCGUGCGACAGCGGCAUGGCGGGCGAGUGGUACCGCUUCACGGGCAUGGCCGGCGACGCCAUGCCCACCUUCUGCGUGCCCGAGAACCACUGCGGCACGCACGCGCCCGUCUGGCUGGACGGCAGCCACCCGCGGCCGGCCGACGGCGCCGUGCGGCGCCGGGCCUGCGCCAGCUUCGGCGGCAGCUGCUGCCUCUGGAACGCCACCAUCCAGGUCAAGGCCUGCCCGGGGGGGUACUUCGUGUACCAGCUCAGCAAGCCCAGCGUCUGCUUCCACGCCUACUGCGGGCAUUUUUAUGACAUCUGUGAUGUGGUAGAUUGCCAGGGCUCCUGCCUGGACACCAGUGACUGCACGUGUCCCCCGGGUACAACACUAGGACCUGAUGGCCAGACAUGCCUUGAUGAAAAUGAGUGUGAGCAGAACAAUGGAGGCUGCAGUGAGUUGUGUGUUAACCUGAAGAAUUCCUUCCGCUGCGAGUGCGGGGUCGGGCGCACGCUGGGAAGUGAUGGGAAAACCUGUGAAGAAAUUGAAGGCUGUCACAAUAACAAUGGAGGCUGCAGCCACACCUGCAUUGAAGUGGAAGACACCUACCAGUGUGAAUGUCCCAGGGGACUUGUUCUGUCAGAAGACAACCACACUUGCCAGGUUCCAGUGCUGUGCAAGUCCAGCUCUAUUGAGGUGAACAUCCCCAAGGACCUGGUUGGAGGCCUGGACCUUUCCCUCAUCAACACCUCGUGCAAAGGCGUGUCCAACGGCACUCACGUCAACAUCCACUUCUCCCUGAAGUCCUGUGGCACUGUGGUAGAUGUGAUAAAUGACAAAAUCAUUGCCACCAACCUGGUGACUGGCUUGCCCAAGCAGACCCCGGGCAGCAAUGGGGACAUCAUCGUGCGCACCAGCAAGCUGCUGAUCCCGGUGACCUGCGAGUUCCCGCGCCGCUACACCAUCUCCGAGGGCUACGUGCCCAACCUCAAGAACUCGCCCCUGGAAAUCAUGAGCCGUAACCAGGGCGUGUUCCCCUUCACCCUGGAGAUCUUCAAGGACAAAGACUUUGAUGAGCCCUACAGGGGUGCUCUGCCCACCCUCAAGCUUCGGGACUCGCUGUACUUUGGGAUCGAGCCCUUGGUGCACGUCAGCGGGCUGGAGACGCUGGUGGAGAGCUGCUUUGCCACUCCCACCUCAAAAAUUGAUGAGAUCCUCAAGUACUACCUGAUUCAAGAUGGCUGUGUUUCUGAUGAUUCCGUGAAGCAGUACACGUCAAAGGACCAUCUUGCCAAGCAUUUCCAGGUUCCUGUGUUCAAGUUUGUGGGCAAGGACAACAAGGAGGUGUUCCUGCACUGCCGCAUCCUGGUGUGCGGCGCGCUGGACGAGAGCUCGCGCUGCGCCCAGGGCUGCCGGAGACGCGCGCGCAGGGCGGCCGAGCCACAGGAGCAACAGGAGCACGAGUCUGUGCACGUGGAAAACCACAUCCUGACAGGAGGCCCCAUCAGAAUCGACUUUGAUGACUGACACCACCCUCUGGAGCAGCAUCCCUGGCCUUCCCUAUCACUGCCUUCUGCUGUGUGUUUGAGAAACGACAGGUAUUUGUUAAGGCCCCGCUUGAACCUCAGGACUCAUUUCCUUAACUCUCUGGUGAUUAUUUGUGAAGUUUUUUGGGCCCAGGAGGCAGCCCUUGGAGUGUGAGCUGGACUGCAGAACAGUUUGGUUUUAUCUGCAUUUCUCCUCUUUAUCUUCAGCUGAAGGGACCCUGUUUCUUUGCAGGCCGGAAGUGUUGCCCAACUUUGCUUUUCCACACAUGCACCUACAGGCCCCAGGACUGUUUGUCCUUGACUAAACAAAUGUUAUCCAAGCCCUUCUUGCAUCAGACAGUACAAAUAGUAUUGUAGCUGAGUGUGUUUGCUGUGAGUGAUGCUGAAGCUUUCGGGUGACUGUUAAUAAAAACAUGUAUAAAAUAUA